GACCCGGAUUGAACUGCGUCGCCCGCUGUUUGUUUUCACCCUCCCCCACCCUUAACCGGGGCCGCACGGACAGGAUCAUCCCGUUCACCCCCCGGGUCGGCACUGACAAGACCUCUUCACCCGGGACCCUACCGACACAGCACACCCCCGCCACCCCCCCGCCGGCAGUGAAAGGACGCCGCUGAGGAAACGGCCUGCCCAGGGUGUGGUGAACACAGUUCAGUUCUGGAUUUUGCAGCCGUGGUGUUUUGAAUCUUUCUGCUGGCAUUUAGCACCAACAAGCAUCAUGUUCCCAAUAACUAAAGACUGAAAGUGAUUAUCAUUGCUACUGGUUGUGGUUCGCAAAGCGUGCUGUGGGAAUGGCUGGGCACUUCCGUAGCUAUGUAUGGGAUCCCAUUCUUAUCAUAGCUCAGAUUAUCCUGAUGCAAUGCAUCUAUUACAGUUUCCUCGGCAUUUGGUUGGCUGUAGUGGACAGCCUGGUACAGAACAGUCGCUCGCUUGAUCAAGUAUUUAGCUAUGAGGUGCUGGGAUUUUCCACAGCUCAGGGGAGGCUGUCGAUGAUGGCAUUUGUCCUCAAUUCACUCACAUGCGCACUUGGAUUAUGGUAUUUCAUCCGAAGAGGAAAGCAGUGUUUGGAUUUUACUGUGACCAUCCAUAUCUUUCACUUUAUGGGCUGCUGGAUCUACAACUUACACUUUCCCACAGCACUGAGCUGGUGGCUGGUGAACAUUGUGUGCAUUGCACUGAUGGCUGUGAUAGGAGAGUACUUGUGCAUGCGGACAGAACUGAGAGCCAUCCCUGUGAACACUGGACCCAAAUCUGACCUGUGACACAUUGUGCAGCAUUUCAAGCAUUUGGCACCUCAGAUUUGUCCAAUCGUGAAUGAAACUGCCCAAUGACCAGUGUUAAAUAUUUUAUUUCAAUGUUAACAAGACUUUUCUACACAAAAUGCAAUAACAUUAAAUCCUUAUUUUGGCCACUAUAAUAUAACUUAUGUGAAGUGAAAACUGUUUGUAAAGUGCAUCUUUAUUUAAGGAUAAGCCUUUCUAAGCAUGUAUCUAUUCAAGACUUGGAAGUAGCUUUGGUUGGCUGAGAAUUGGGAGUUGGUGACAGUUGAAACUCCAAGACACCUGCAGCUGGAUAUGGAUUGAAUAAGCCUUACAGACUUGCUAAGACAGCGUGUUGGAAUUAUUGCAGGAUUCUGCUUUAAUGCCUCAUCAGUGGUAAGACCAUGUCAUCUGAUCUGCCCAGCGUCUUCACCCCUGCUGGCAAGCUGGAAUGUUUCCCAAAGUUUACAGCAAUCUUCACUUCCUUAUCUAAAUAACCUUCAAAAGUGUUCAACGCUUGAAAAUUCAAGGAAUAUUAUCAUUCUCAAAUGUGAGACCUAGAGCCUGUUGUAACACUCAGUGUAUUUGCACAGUUUCCAGUGAUUUUUAAGCAAAGAUUAAGCACCCUGUUUUGAUAUUGAAAUAUAUGUGGUGUAAAAUAGUUUAGUAAUGAAUGAUAAAAAGCACUUUGAAACUAAAGGCUGGACCUAGACUUGAGGGAUGACUUGUGGAUACAGUCCAUGACCCUUGUGCCAUUUUUUUAUUGGCAGGGAACACAGCUUAAUCUCUAUUUUGUUUAAAACUCACUGAGUUUUAAAAUAAAUUUAUUGCAGUGUUGAAAGUUGAAUAUUAG
Messenger RNA from Stegostoma tigrinum, 1680 nucleotides. It is a transcript of the gene sys1, whose product is annotated as SYS1 golgi trafficking protein. The record is from RefSeq and is a predicted model, not a curated record. Lineage: Eukaryota; Metazoa; Chordata; Chondrichthyes; Orectolobiformes; Stegostomatidae. The coding region runs from base 360 to 830 and encodes 156 amino acids. Gene Ontology annotation, cellular component: Golgi membrane; trans-Golgi network. Gene Ontology annotation, biological process: Golgi to plasma membrane protein transport; Golgi to endosome transport; protein localization to Golgi apparatus. The transcript has 4 exons.